This is a messenger RNA of Cynara cardunculus var. scolymus (artichoke), 2519 nucleotides long. Its product is annotated as probable serine/threonine-protein kinase PBL26. Gene Ontology annotation, cellular component: plasma membrane; plasmodesma. Bases 71 to 1555 code for a protein of 494 amino acids. The record is from RefSeq and is a predicted model, not a curated record. Gene Ontology annotation, biological process: protein autophosphorylation. The transcript has 6 exons. NCBI's taxonomy places the organism in Eukaryota, Viridiplantae, Streptophyta, Magnoliopsida, Asterales, Asteraceae. Gene Ontology annotation, molecular function: transmembrane receptor protein tyrosine kinase activity; ATP binding.
AGAUUUAAUCAUUUGAAAUUCAUGUAUAUUGUAUUUCUCCUUUGAUUGUAUUUCUUUCAUUAAUUAAACAAUGUCUUCAGAAGAGUUUCAUCACCUCAAAGUUCACCUGAAAGAUAUAGCAUCAGCCACCGACAACUUUGAUCGACAGAAAUUAAUAGGACAUGGAGGAUUCAGAUCGGUGUAUAAAGGGGAACUCUCUCUUCCAAAGGGAAAAUGCAUGAUCGCUUUCAAACGCUUAGAUCCUAAAUAUGGGCAAGGGAAUGACGAGUUUUGGAAGGAAGUCAUCAUGCUUUCCAAAUACAGACAUGAAAACUUGGUCUCUCUUCUAUGCUUCUGUGAUGAAGGUCACGAGAGGAUCCUUGGAUACGAGUUUGCAUCUCGUGGGAGCCUCGACCACUAUCUAAGUGACGUCAGCCUGACAUGGACCCAACGUAUCAAGAUAUGCAUCGGGGUUGCCCGUGCACUAAACUACCUUCAUGAUCCCAACAACACACAAAAAAGAGUAAUCCAUCGAGACAUAAAAAGCUCGAACAUCCUUCUGGACGAGAAUUGGACUGCAAAAGUUUCUGACUUUGGUUUGUCUAAAUUUGGCCCAGCUAACCAACCACAAACCUAUGUUUUUUCGAAUGUUGUUGGUACCCCUGGGUAUUGUGAUCCGUUGUACUGGGAACUGGGCUAUCUAACGAAAGAGUCUGACAUAUACUCUUUUGGAGUGGUUUUGUUUGAAGUAAUGUGCGGAAGGUUAUGUUACAAAUAUCGUGAUGGUCGGAUAAAUGAAAUUUUAGUGGGUGUGUGGAAAAACCAUUAUGAUGAAAAUAGACUAGAUGAUAUCGUGAGUUCUGAUCUGAAGAAACAAACGGAUUCCAAUUCUUUGAUGACGUUUUCCGCCAUUGCAAGUCGAUGUUUAAAUAGAAAUCGUAAAGAACGACCAACAAUGUUGGAGAUCGUCAAAGAACUCGAGGUUGCUCUUGCAAAACAAAAGCUUUCUCAAACAAGUCGGUCAUUAGUAGAGCUUGGAAGGCUUGCAAAACCUCCUCUGGUCUAUGAAUCCCGAGAAGAACUCCUCUCGCUUCUCUCCAAUGGGUUUCGUCAUAACGAUACAACGUGGCUUUCAAUAAACAAGGAUAAGAGAGUUUAUGAAACAAUAUCGAUAAUAAAAUGUAUUACCGAUGAUGAAAUAGAAGACCUUGAAGUUAUUGAGGACGGAAAUUCAAGAUUUGAUUAUGUCAUAGAGGAUGCUCCUGAUUUUAAAUUAAAAAUAAGCACACAGUUCUUGAUACCUAGUGUGACAUACAACAUAAACCUCGUCUACAAGUUUGAACAAUCGGAUCACGGGACAUGUGUACCCUACAAAUACAAACUGGAUGAGGAGGCAGACUAUUCCGGUCCAUUUAUUGCACAAGUGAGAAAAGAUGGAUGGUUAGUUACUCAGCUAUACCAAUUUACUUGCACACAAAGAGAACAUCACUUUACGAUCGAGUGCUUGACCUUGGCUUCCGUCGAAUGCCAAAUUCUUGAAGGCAUUGAAUUUUGUCAUGUGGAAUAUGUAAUUUGACAAAAUGAAUUUAUUUGGACAAACGGAAGAAAAUUGUUGAUGAUAUGAAUCAACCAACUUCAAUAUGGGUACAUAUUUUUAUAGGAAACAGAGGAAAAGAAGAAGGUGAAUAUCCAAUCCAUGUCAAAUGUGUCGAACACAGAUUGGGAACAAAAGUUUCCGAUUGAUUAUAUAGAUUUAAUCAAGUUAUCAAAAACUACGAUACAAUGGACAACCAAGGAGGAGCUCUACUCUGUUUUACGACAAGGGUUCCUCAUCGACAACGGUGAAAAGUGGUUUUCUAUUAACAAAAACAUGGAGAAACGACUUAUGAUAUCUCCCAGAGCAGUUCUUGAUGUAGAUGAAUGGAUAUUGAAGUCUUCCCUUUUCCUUGAAUCACGAUCAAGAUUUGAUGUGGUGGCUGAGUCUCGUGGUCGAAAAAGUUUUACGGUGAAAUGUAAAAUCAGAUCCCGAGUGUUAUCACCCCAAACAACCUAUUCGUGUCACCUCAUAUACAAGCUACCAGAAAACUACUCUUUGUUGCAGUGCGUUGUAGAAGUAAAUAGAUGGAAUCUGCGAGAUCUUUUGCGUUCUCCAUGGUAUAUCUAUUUAGCGCCUCCUCAUACCCCGAUUAUUGGAUCCAAUGUUGAUGGAAUCCCUUCAUGUACCCGCAAAAUAGAAGGUCAUCCGAAAAUGAGGAAGGAUGGUUGGAUGGAAUGUCGAAUCUGGAAAGUUUCACCUAGUAUCAUGGGAACUAUCCGAAUGAAUCUGCUCUUCAGUAAAGCGGAAGAGGAAAACGAAAACGAAACAAUUGUCGACCUUAUUGUACAAGGCAUUGAGUUUAGACCCAUGUAGUUGUCCUUUCUCUUUUCAUUUCAUGUUUGCAUUUCAGUUAUUAUUGUUAUACAUGUAACCAGUGUUUCUUAUUUAAUAACAUUGCACCAGGUGUCGUAUAAUAUAUUGGUUGCAAUGUUGCAUAAUAGAU